This is a messenger RNA of Macroventuria anomochaeta, 483 nucleotides long. RefSeq lists its product as uncharacterized. Gene Ontology annotation, molecular function: antiporter activity. Lineage: Eukaryota; Fungi; Ascomycota; Dothideomycetes; Pleosporales; Didymellaceae. The transcript has a single exon. The record is from RefSeq and is a predicted model, not a curated record. The annotation marks the transcript as partial. Gene Ontology annotation, biological process: proton transmembrane transport. Gene Ontology annotation, cellular component: membrane.
GGUAUCAUUCUUGGUCCUUCAAUCAUGGGACGUAUACCACACUUCACAAACACAAUCUUCCCCAAGGAGAGCAUGGCUUGCUUCACACUAGCUGCCCAUAUCGGUUUCAUUUUGCCUAUUCUUGUCGGAUUCAAACUCGAUCUGCACUUCUCAGUCCGCAACUGGCGGACAGCUAUUAGCGUUGCUUCUCUCGAUAUGGCCAUCCUAUUCGGUUUGGGCUACGCGCUCGCGUAUGGUCUCUACAAUCAGUUCCACAAUGAACCGAACAUCGUCAACAUCAAUUUAGCUACCUUCGGCCUGUUCGUCGCAAUUGCCAUCGCCAUCUUUGCGUUCCCUGUCUCGUGCCGGAUUUUGGCGUCCCUGAACCUGCUGAACUCCGACGUUGGCGUUAUAACGCUGAUCUCCAAUAUUGUCAACGAUGUUAUUGGUUGGGUGCUGCUUGCCCUUUGCGUUACCCUUAUGAACUCCGGCAACGGCGUCACG